This is a messenger RNA of Labrus mixtus (cuckoo wrasse), 6439 nucleotides long. Its product is annotated as NACHT, LRR and PYD domains-containing protein 3-like. NCBI's taxonomy places the organism in Eukaryota, Metazoa, Chordata, Actinopteri, Labriformes, Labridae. The record is from RefSeq and is a predicted model, not a curated record. Gene Ontology annotation, molecular function: protein binding. Bases 248 to 4948 code for a protein of 1566 amino acids. The transcript has 22 exons.
UAAACAAGCUUCCUUCAAUAAAAUGUCAUAAAGCUGUGACCUUUGAUUCACUGUUGCCAUGGUGAUUAUUAGACUUUGGUAUUUCCUGGUGUCAGGAGACUUGACUUUGACGUUGUCCUGUUGAGACGCAGAUUAGUUCUCCGUGUUGAAGCUGAAGAUCUUUGACUGGAUGUGACUUCAGCAGCUGAACUCCAUCAGUGUUGUUGUAGUGACAGAGUGCAGCUCUCCCAGCAGGGGGCGCUCUGCUAUGGAUCAGUGUGAGGACACAGAGGAGGGAGUCUCUCCCUCUAAAACCUCUCUGUGUGAGGAACAUGAAGCUCUGAGGAUGCAGGAACAGAGACCAGACUCUCCUGGACCUAGCUGUGUGUCCAUGAAGAGUAACCGGUCUAUACGUGGCCUUAUUGACUUUAAAGUUGGACGUCCUGCUGAUGGAAGGAUGCAGGAACAGAGACCAGACUCUCCUGGACCUAGCUGUGUGUCCAUGAAGAGUAACCGGUCUAUACGUGGCCUUAUUGACUUUAAAGUUGGACGUCCUGCUGAUGGAAGGAUGCAGAAACAGAGACCAGACUCUCCUGGACCCAGCUGUGUGUCCAUGAAGAGUGACCGGUCUAUAGGUCACCUUCUUGACUUUAAAGAUGGACAUCCUGCUGAUGGAAGGAUGCAGGAACAGAGACCAGACUCUCCUGGACCCAGCUGUGUGUCCAUGAAGAGUGAUCGGUCUAAACUUCAUCCAAUCUUCUUUAAAGAUGGACUUCCGGCUGAUGGAAGGAUGCAGGAACAGAGACCAGACUCUCCUGGACCCAGCUGUGUGUCCAUGAAGAGUGACCGGUCUAUGGGUCGCCUUAUUGACUUUAAAGUUGGAUGUCCUGCUGAUGGAAGGAUGCAGGAACAGAGACCAGACUCUCCUGGACCCAGCUGUGUGUCCAUGAAGAGUGAUUGGUCUAUAGGUCGCUUUAUUGACUUUAAAGAUAGACGUCCUGCUGAUGGAAGGAUGCAGAAACAGAGACCAGACACUCCUGGACCCAGCUGUGUGUCCAUAAAGAGUAAUCUGUCUAUGGGUCGCCCUGUGAACUUUAAAGCUGGACAUCCUGCUGAUGGAAGGAUGCAGGAACAGAGACCAGACUCUCCUGGACCCAGCUGUGUGUCCAUGAAGAGUGAUCGGUCUAUGGGUCGCCUUAUUGAGUUUAAAGAUGGACGUCCUGCUGAUGGAAGGAUGCAGGAACAGAGACCAGACUCUCCUGGACCCAGCUGUGUGUCCAUGAAGAGUGACCGGUCUAUAGGUCGCUUUAUUGACUUUAAAGUUGGACGUCCUGCUGAUGGAAGGAUGCAGGAACAGAGACCAGACUCUCCUGGACCCAGCUGUGUGUCCAUGAAGAGUGACCGGUCUAUAGGUCGCUUUAUUGACUUUAAAGUUGGACGUCCUGCUGAUGGAAGGAUGCAGAAACAGAGACCAGACACUCCUGGACCCAGCUGUGUGUCCAUAAAGAGUAAUCUGUCUAUGGGUCGCCCUGUGAACUUUAAAGCUGGACAUCCUGCUGAUGGAAGGAUGCAGGAACAGAGACCAGACUCUCCUGGACCCAGCUGUGUGUCCAUGAAGAGUGACCGGUCUAUGGGUCGCCUUAUUGAGUUUAAAGAUGGACGUCCUGCUGAUGGAAGAGUUCAACAGGAGAGCUCCAACGUUCACAGAGAUCAACCAGACCAGCAGAAUCCAACAGACCUGGACUCCAUCUUUAUGCUGCUGGAGGAGAACAUCAUCACCUGUGUGAAGAACGAGCUGAAGAGAGUCCAGAGGGUUCUGAGUCCAGAUUACCCAGAAUGCUUAGAGAGUCAGAGUGAGGAUGAAGAGCAGGGGAGAAGCUGUAAAGAGGAAUUUUUGAAGAUCACUCUCCACUUCCUGAGGAGAAUGAAGCAGGAGGAGCUGGCUGACUGUCUGCAGAGCAGAACAGUCGCUGCAGAGUGCCGGCGUAAACUGAAAUCUAACCUGAAGGAGAAGUUCCAGUGUGUGUUUGAGGGGAUUGCUAAAGCAGGAAACCCAACCCUCCUGAACCAGAUCUACACAGAGCUCUACAUCACAGAGGGAGGAACUGGAGAGGUUAACGAUGAACACGAGGUCAGACAGAUUGAAACAGCAUCCAGGAAACCAGACAGACCAGAAACAACCAUCAGACAAGAAGACAUCUUUAAAGUCUCACCUGGAAGAGAUGAACCAAUCAGAAGAGUGAUGACAAAGGGAGUGGCUGGCAUCGGGAAAACAGUCUUAACACAGAAGUUCACUCUGGACUGGGCUGAAGACAAAGACAACCAGGACAUACACUUCACAUUUCCAUUCACUUUCAGAGAGCUGAAUGUGCUGAAGAAGAAAAAGUUCAGCUUGGUGGAACUUGUUCAUCACUUCUUUACUGAAACCAGAGAAGCAGGAAUCUGCAGGUUUGAAGAGUUCCAGGUUGUGUUCAUCUUUGACGGUCUGGAUGAGUGUCGACUUCCUCUGGACUUUAAAAACAACGAGACCCUGAUUGAUGUCACAGAGUCCACCUCAGUGGAUGUGCUGCUGACUAACCUCAUCAGGGGGAAACUGCUUCCCUCUGCUCACCUCUGGAUAACUACAAGACCUGCAGCAGCCAAUCAGAUCCCUCCUGAGUGUGUUGACAUAGUGACAGAGGUCAGAGGGUUCACUGACCCACAGAAGGAGGAGUACUUCAGGAAGAGGUUCAGAAAUGAGGUGGAAGCCGACAGAAUCAUCUCCCACAUCAAGACAUCCAGAAGCCUCCACAUCAUGUGCCACAUCCCAGUCUUCUGCUGGAUCACUGCUACAGUUCUGGAGGAUGUGCUGAAGACCAGAGAGGGAGGAGAGCUGCCCAAGACCCUGACUGAGAUGUACAUCCACUUCCUGGUGGUUCAGUCCAAACUGAAGAACAUCAAGUAUGAUGGAGGAGCUGAGACAGAUCCACACUGGAAUAAAAAGAGCAGGAAGAUGAUUAAGUCUCUGGGAAAACUGGCUUUUGAGCAGCUGCAGAAAGGAAACCUGAUCUUCUAUGACUCAGACCUGACAGAGUGUGGCAUUGAUAUCAGAGCAGCCUCAGUGUACUCAGGAGUGUUCACACAGAUCUUUAAAGAGGAGAGAGGACUGUACCAGGACAAGGUGUUCUGCUUCCUCCAUCUGAGUGUUCAGGAGUUUCUGGCUGCUCUUCAUGUCCAUCUGACCUUCAACUCUGGAGUCAAUCUGAUGUCAGAAGAACAAACAACAUCCUGGUGGUCUAAAGUAUUCAGAGAAAAACCUGAAGCAACACCUUUAUAUCAGAGUGCUGUGGACCAGGCCUUACAGAGUCCUAAUGGACACCUGGACUUGUUCCUCCGCUUCCUCCUCGGUCUUUCUCUAGAGACCAAUCAGAAUCUCAUACGAGGUCUGCUGACACACACAGGAAGUGGCUCAAAGACCAAUCAGAAAACAGUCAAGUACAUCAAGGAGAAGAUCAGUGAGGAUCUGUCUGCAGAGAAAAGCAUCAAUCUGUUCCACUGUCUGAAUGAACUGAAUGAUCGUUCUCUAGUGGAGGAGAUCCAACAGUCCCUGAGAUCAGGACGUCUCUCCACAGAUAAACUGUCUCCUGCUCAGUGGUCAGCUCUGGUCUUCAUCUUACUGUCAUCAGAAAAAGAUCUGGACGUGUUUGACCUGAAGAAAUACUCUGCUUCAGAGGAGGCUCUUCUGAGGCUGCUGCCUGUGAUCAAAGCUUCAAACAAAGCUCUGCUGAGUGGUUGUAACCUCUCAGAGAGAAGCUGUGAAGCUCUGUCCUCAGUCCUCAGCUCCCAGUCCUCUAGUCUGAGAGAGCUGGACCUGAGCAACAACAACCUGCAUGAUUCAGGAGUGAAGCUGCUGUCUACUGGAUUAAAGACUCUACACUGUUCACUGGAAACACUCAGGCUGAGUGUCUGUAACCUCUCAGACAGAAGCUGUGAAGCUCUGUCCUCAGUCCUCAGCUCCCAGUCCUCUAGUCUGAGAGAGCUGGACCUGAGCAACAACAACCUGCAGGAUUCAGGAGUGAAGCUGCUGUCUACUGGAUUAAAGAGUCCACUCUGUAGACUGGACACUCUCAGUCUGUCAGGUUGUCUGAUCACAGGAGAAGGUUGUGCGUCUCUGGCCUCAGCUCUAAGCUCCUCCCCCCUGCGAGAUCUGGACCUGAGCUACAACCAUCCAGGACAACGAGGAGAGAAGCUGCUGUCUGCUCGACUGGAGGAUCCACACUGCAGACUGGAGACACUGAGGUUGGACCAUAGUGGACUGCACAGACUGAAGCCUGGUCUGAGGAAGUAUGCCUGUGAGCUGGAACUGGACACAAACACAGUGAACAGAAUCCUGAAACUGUCUGACAACAACAGGAAGGUGACACGUGUGGAGGAGCUUCAGUCAUAUCCUGAUCAUCUAGACAGAUUUGAAUACUGGUGUCCUCAGCUGCUGUGUAGGACUGGUCUGACUGGUUGCUGUUACUGGGAGGUCGAGUGGAGAGGAAAGGUUGAUGUAUCAGUGAGUUACAGAAGAAUCAGAAGGAGAGGAAAGGUUGAUGUAUCAGUGAGUUACAGAGGAAUCAGAAUGAGAGGAGACAGUGAUGAAUGUUUGUUUGGAAUUAAUGAUCAGUCCUGGAGUCUGAGCUGCUCUGAUGAAGGUUACUCUGUCAGACACAAUAACAGAGUAACAGAGAUCUCCUCCUCCUCCUCCUCCUCUUCCUCUUCCUCCUCCUCCUCCUCCUCCUCCUCCUCCUCCUCCUCUGUCUCUAACAGAGUAGCAGUGUAUGUGGACUGUCCUGCUGGCUCUCUGUCCUUCUACAGAGUCUCCUCUGACACACUGAUCCACCUCCACACCUUCAACACCACCUUCACUGAACCUCUCUAUCCUGGGUUUGGGUUUGGGUUCUGGUCUCCUGGUUCUUCAGUGUCUCUGUGUCGUCUGUCGGUCUGAGAAACACUGCUGACUGAAGAUCAGCUGACUCUGUUCACUCUGUCCAGCUGGUCUGUUUCAUGGGUGGGGGGCGUGAUAAUGGGGGGUGGGGGUGGUAAUGGGGGUUAAAUGUUCUACAUUACAGAAAAACAAUGGACCCCCUUCUGUAAUGUCUGUAUUGUUCUGAUCUCACCAAUAAAAAACAAGUGACAAUUAAACAAUUAAAUUCCUCCUCCUGCUGUCUUGAUAUUGGCAGCAGGAGGAGGAGUCAUGGCUCCAGAUCUGUUACAAAGUGUAAACUUGUCUCUCAGGUGUCUUCCCACAGGCCCUGAAAACAGCAGUCAUCAAGUCACUACUAGAAAAGAACAAUCUAGACAAUAAUGAAUAAUUACAGGCCUAUAUCAAAUCUUCCUCUGUUAGGUCAAAUGAUAGACAAAGCUGUGUUUCAGAAGUUAAAUAACUUCUUGAUAUUGAAAGACUGUUUGGAUGUCUUCCAGUCAGGUUUUGGACCAAACCGCAGCACUGAGACAGCUCUGGUUAAAGUGUUUCAUGACAUCUGUUUAAACACAGACAGAACCUCAGUCUAAGUUCUUCUUGGGUAACACUUUAUAUGAAGGUCCUUGAAAUAAGCUGUUAUUACCAUCAAAUCUGCUGUAUAAGACACACUUUAAACCCUCAGGCAUCAGUUUAAUUUACUACCCUCUUAAGUCAUUAAGGACAAAAAUGUUCACUUCCAAAUACUGGAAGUAUUAAAUAUUUAAAUAUUAAUGUGCUUUUAUUUACUUUGUGUUUGAAGGUUAAUCAGCUUUAUUAUUACUUAUCAGGUUAUCUCUGUUGUCAGCCCUUAUUUAAAGUUUGUAUUGAACACUGGAGAGCAGCACUGAGUAGGUCAGGAAAUCAGGUAACCUUUGUGAGCCAGGUGUGUAAACCUGCUGAGUGGCUCUAACUGACAGACAGGAGUGUCAGCGGUGUGUGUGAGAGCAGGAGUGAGGUGAGAGGCUGAGACACUUUCAGGCUGAAUUCAAUGAAAGGAAGACAGCAGAGAUACCUUUGGUAAGUGUGCUGUGUUCUUUGGUAAUUAUGUGUUCAGAAUGUUUGAAUGGUGACAUGUAUUUAAUGUAGGCUGUUUAUUUCAUAGUGAUGCACUCUGCAUUCUGGUUUUAUAGUGUUCACAUGAAACAAUUAAAUUAGAAGGGUGAAUAAUAAUUAAUAUUGAACAUAUUUAACUGGUUUGUUUAAAUUGUAAACAAAAGAUAAAGAACUGAAUAGAUAGUAAAAUUCAGAUUAAUUUAAUGGUUAUAUUAACUUAAAUUCUGAUUUGUUUUGUUUGGUGUUAAAAUGGGAAAAAGGAAGAUAAGGAUGCUAAAAGAAGCAUUGGUUAACAUUGUAUAAGUGGAAAACUGCUUCCCCAGAUUACUUUACAAUUAUAAUAUGAAUGUAUAUGGGAAGAAUUUUGUUCAUAGAUAUUUUCCUUGCUUUUCAGAACCACACACAAUAAACAGUUGUAACCUC